Aspergillus candidus is the source of this 6801-nucleotide messenger RNA. Its product is annotated as proteasome activator BLM10. Gene Ontology annotation, biological process: proteasomal ubiquitin-independent protein catabolic process. The record is from RefSeq and is a predicted model, not a curated record. The transcript is spliced from 2 exons. Gene Ontology annotation, cellular component: nucleus; cytosol. Lineage: Eukaryota; Fungi; Ascomycota; Eurotiomycetes; Eurotiales; Aspergillaceae. Gene Ontology annotation, molecular function: proteasome binding; peptidase activator activity. The coding region runs from base 670 to 6567 and encodes 1965 amino acids.
AUUACUACUAUAAGGCAACAAAUGCAUACGAAUCCUCUUUUUCUACUACACCCAGUUUGAGCUCUACAAGUACCAGUCCAUGUCACUUCAUCGAGGGUUCACAGUUAGGCUGGGGUGGUUACGUACGUCAGAAAAGCAUUAUGUCAUCAGCUAUCUCCCCCCAAGCUAAACUACCUGACCUAAACCUAACCUAACCUAACGCCAAAUGAUGAUGCUGCCGCUCCUCCAACUUCAAUCUGCUUGCCAUUCGAUUCUUUAUUUUACCCCACGACACUAGAGCUGCGCAUUGUCCCGACAGAUGCAGCUCAUCGUUCAAGUGAAAUCUUUUUGCUCAAACUUGUCUCAAUCUAAGAUAUCUCCCUGUUAGACGGACUCGACGUUGCCAGAUCUCCUGCCACUUCUGGUCGCUCGGCUGGUCGACGUAACUAAACUGACGUCGCUCGCCCACGCGAGCAAUGCUGAGGGGUCGAAUUCUUUGAGAUCCCACCGGUACCCUCGAUCUAGCCACCAGCUUCAUGGUGAAAGUAGGUCGCUUCAAUUGUCACCGCAAUGAUUAAGCAAAGUGUGAGGAUUUCCGACUGACCGACGGGCCGUUCUACCAGACUUCUCCCACAACACUCCCAAUUCCAAUCCCCGUAUCGCUCUGAACGUCGAACGGUCGCCGCAACGAUGGAUCAUCAUUCCGGCCCCAAAGCGAUCCUGACGUCGGAAAAUUUUCACCAUGUGCAUGAAAUCUCACGAGCCACCUCGCCCGGCGGGGACCCUGUAGGGGUGAACGGAGACGACGAGCAAAAGGCGCGUGUCCGUCCCCGGGCCUACCCAUACUUCAAGUAUCUGCCAUAUCAGCUGGAGGACGAGCCGCGGAGGGACCGCAACCUACGGGAGAUCUUGAAUCAGCUGUACAUCGCGGUGGAAGCCGGCGAUUUCAAUCCCGGGGCCGUGCACUGGACUCGGGAGCUCCGGGGAUGGCUGUCCCUCAAGUUCGACCCGAACCGCAGGGACCGAAUCAACCUCGUGAAACUCUACUAUGAGCUUUCGCUGGCCCCGGGCAUUGACCCGAGCGUGGCGGAGCGUUUCACCAGCAUGUUCAUGCUCCUGACAAAGCGCAAGCACUACCUGCGACCGGUCCAGGACCUCGUCUUGGAUUGGAAGCCGUUGUAUAGGGAAGUGAAGACCUUUGUGUUACCGACGGAGUCGGGCCUGGUCCAUUCGACCAACCUCAAGCGAAACAUCAAAACGUUGACCAAGCUUUGCGCGUUUGUCCAGCUGUACAUCGACCCGUGUGAGCUCCCUGCGAUGCUGGAAGAGUUCCUACCUCACUACACCACGUCGUUUUCAGAGGGCGCAUUCGUCGUCGCCGGGUUGAUCAAUCUUCUGCUCCCGACGUCGCCUCCACCGGAAUCCAGAGAAGACCUGUUGCCGCGACACUACCUCCCCACCUAUUUCCACCUCUGGUCGCUGGUGAACAGGUCAAAGACGUUUGAUAUGACGUUCCUCGAUUACCUGUCCCGGCUGGCUCGCGAUUCUCUACCCGCCGGCCAUAUUCCCUUCGGCGAGUACGGUAUCUUCAACAAAGAACAGUCGUCGCUUAUCUUCACCGCCAUCCUUCGGUUGCUGGAGAUCCCCGUGGGACAGUCGACCUCUCCGUACAGUGCCCUGGUGGACAUCUCGUCCGGGCUCGGCAUCAUGCUGGACCGCGAUACCCGCAAGCACCCGGUUGCCCACCACAUUGCCCGGUGGGUGGUGAUGUCGCUUUCGCCGGCGUGUCUCGACGCGGAGGAAUCCAUUUUGACCCAACUCGAGGGCCUUAUCCAAGCCGUGGAGACUUUCUUCCACCCGUCCAAUACGGGCAGCUGGACAAAGACCCUGUCCCAACUAGUGUACUAUCUUUCAGAUUUCUUCGUCAUGCGUUGGAACCGGGAGCAGAGUGGUGAGAUGGAGGUCCCACCUGAGCGGAAACUGACGGAGCCGUUGAAGCGCCGCUUUGUGCUCUGCCUGCGUGACGUGGUCUUCAUGGGAAUCUACGCCAAAAGUGGCACCGCCAUGAGCUUUUCGCUCUCCACGCUGCAGAGCUUGGCCUUCUUGGAACCGCAUCUGAUCCUCCCCGGCGCCCUGCAGAGGAUAUACCCCUCUCUGCAAGGACUGGUUGAAGUUCACCGCACGAUGUCCUCAUUGCGUGCGCUCCAGGUUCUAUCGCGUAUCAUCGCGCGGUCGAAGGGCUAUCGUUGCCACAUGACUACAUUGCUGGGGCUCGCUUUGCCCGGCGUGGAUGCCAAUGAUUUAGAAAAGUCGUUGCAUGCCCUGUCUUUCAUCCAGUCGGCGUGUUACAGCAUACCUCUGGUAGAUUUGACCAAGGGCCGGGAAGACGUCAAUUCCAGCAUGCUGGCCAUCCAAUGGGUGUCCGGCGAGAUGGAACGGAUGGAGGAAGAAGGUGUCCAGAUCCAGCUGAACUAUGAGACGGACUUGGACGACCAGACCGAGGAGAUGAUCCUUCGCUCGUCGACGUGUGGUUUCGGUGAUUUCAUCGUGUCCUUCUUGGGUAGAGUCUUUACGCUGUUGGAGAAUCUGCCAGAUGUGAGCCGUGUGCGGAACGGGUCUCCCGAAGAGAACAUUGUGAACACGCUUCCCGCCACGUUCAUGCCUCUUCUGUCAUCGCUUGCCCCGGAAUACUACGACAUCGCCUUGUCGAAGGUCGUUGACUUCAUCUCCAAUCACGUAAUCCAUCAAGCCCGGGACGCCAUGGCCUUCAUCUGUAACUCUAUCUGCAAGGUCGACCCGGAGAAGGCCCUGAAGCGCUUCAUCCCCGUGUUGAUACAGGCAAUUCGCACCGAGAUCGACGACAACGGCGCUGGGUCUACCCGGACAACGGGAACCGAUGUCUUGCCGCGGGACCGUGGACUAGUCUGGAAUGUCAGCAUGCUCAGCAUGUGUGUGGUUCAUGUUGGCGAUGCCGUGUUGGCCCACAAGCAAGAGCUCUUCGACAUUGCCGUGUAUAUGCAACAGAAGUGCCGCGGCAUCCCGACCGUCCACAUCUCGAACUUCAUCCACCAUCUUCUUUUGAACCUGACUGGAACAUACACCGCGGACUUCUCCCUUUACGAGCCUAGUGCCCUGGCCAAGGGGAUGCGCCCUGAGCUUUGGGGCUACAAACCCGAUUCACAAGAUCUGACUAUCAAGUGGCAUAUUCCAAAGCGAGAGGAGAUCAGCUUUGCCGUUGAGCUAUUCCAAAACCAAGCUGAGACUGCCUUGAAGCAGCUGAUUGCAUUGACCAACGAGACGUCCAGCGUCAAGCGAGACGGAAGCGGCAAGGACUGGUCCGAUGAAGUGACGCGGAACCUGAUAUUGCUUCGCCUAAUCUUGUCCGGCAUUUCGAUUCUCUUUGAUUCCCAAGCCGCCUCGACAACGAAGCAAGGCGCAUCAGAUGGAACCGACGUUGAUAUGGUCGGCUCUGAGGCCACUUCAGGCGCGGUACGUGCCGAGGAAGAGGAGGAUUCCGACGAGGCGCUAGAUAGCUCUGAUGAUUCUACUGUCCGAGAGACGUUCGAAUACCCUACCGGCUACCCCCUGCAAAAGGACGACCCCAUGUACACCACCAUCCAUGAUAUUCGGGAGAGAGCAGGCUGGGUCCUUCACGACGUACACCGGUUCUUGUCUGACAAGCAAGAGGACGACGUGCCGUGCUUCGCUGCUUUGUACUCGGCAUACCGAUCGUGGUUUGUCGAUGUGGGCAUUGAGAGGUCCGCCCAUGUCUUGGAUCGGGUUACGCGCCUUCUCGCGGCAGAUAUCCACCCCUAUAAGAUGAGCGGGAUCCGCAAGGACUAUCCGCGUCCUUUGCUGGUCAGACGGGCCAACGUGUACCACCUUCAGCGUCUGAGACAUAAUGCGGCCCCCCGUCGUCGGUCCCGCUUGGAUGAGAUUCUCCUCCUAGACAUUGCGGAAUCUUGCGUUUCUGUUUAUACCGAGACUCGCCGUAAUGCCCAGAGCGCCGGUGAAUCUGCUUUCAAGGCUGUGUGGGGGUCUCGAAUCCUCGUGAUCCCGCCCCUGCUGAAAGCUCUGCAGAAAGGUAUCAAGGAAAAUGAUUAUGCGCGGAUUAAAGGCGGUCUGUUUACGCUCCUCCUGAGUAGCGUUGCGAAGACUUUGGGCCGCCACUGGAAAUACACGCCGACUAUGGUUCGGACUUUUAUCGAUGCUAGUUCGGUAGAUCGGCCGUCCGUUCAGAGAAUUUGCUCGACUGGCGUCUUCCAGAUAAUGGACUAUGGUCGCUCCAUGGAGAGGAUGUCUAUCCUUGACCAGGCAAUCAUUGAAGCCAUUGCUCCCAAGCAAGAUGUUCAAGACCAGAUCACUCAGAAGCGCCAAAGCAUCAACGGCAAGCGCGUCUUGAUUGAGAAGAAGAAGGCCGGCCUUGCCGAAGAGCUAGUCAACUUGGCACGAGUCUCUCACUGGAAGGUUGCCAGCCGCGCAGCAACGAUCGUCAUCACGAUGGGUCUCCGGUUCGAUUACAUCGCGAGCGAGAAUCUCGUCGAGCUGGUUAUGCGCGGGUCGAUUGACGAUCACCCCGGCCUGCGCGGCAUGUACUCCCAGGCGCUCAUCGCACUGUUCACCAUGGUGGACGUAAGGGCGAUUUGCGGCCACGACUACAAGAAUUACAUCUUGGGCCAUCAGAACUUCCCUUCCAAGAUCAAAGUGGCGACCGAGCGCUAUGAGAAGGGCUGGACCGAAAAGUAUCUUGCUAGCUUCGCCAAGCCAGAAGCGGAGUAUUACGUCGACCACGACUUCCCUGGGUGGCUAGUCUGGGGCGACAACAUGCCCGCGUACAAGUCGAAUGUUGCGCGCGAUAUUGAGUAUGAUGAGCAGGAGUGGCAGGUGCGAGGUCAGCUUGGUAGACGGUUUGAUAGAAAAUGGUUCUCCAAGUUCUUUAUGUACUUGAAGCAGGAGCCUCGGGAUCCCAGUGCCGAUAAAUUCCGCAUGCCUUGCGCCAUGAUGCUGCUCUAUGCUUUUGAGUUGAUGCUCCGGGAUGGACUCACCGCUGCUACGUUUGAGGAGAUCCAAGAGGAGAUCCAGGGGGUGUUUGAGGACGGCAGUGAUAAGCACCAGCACCGAGCGACUGCGGAGAUUCUCGGUGCCUUGAUCAGCUCGGUUGCGGACACCAGCGUCGACAAGCGGACGCAGGUGUGGGAAUAUGCUUUCCCCAUCGUUCGAAAGAUCUUUACCGAUGGACUGACGCCCGAGAACUCGGGCUACUGGACGACGUUCCUCCACAUGAUUCUUCAGUGUCGGGAUCCGAGACGGGCGUGGCCGCUGGUCGACUGGCUGGCGAGCUUCCGGUUAGACAUGUCUACGAAUGCGGCCUUCAAGGAAAGCUCCAAGAUCAACCUUCUCCACCAGUCUAUCAUCGACGCAGGGUGGCAUUUCCAACUGGAGAAGCCCAUCGUGGAAGACUUCCUCGCACAUCUCGAUCACCCCUACAAGGGCGUUCGCGAAGCCAUGGGUCAGACUCUUGCCUCGAUCUAUCGCACAAGGUAUCACGAAUCGUAUGCCGACGUGAAGCAACUCCUUACCGCGCAAGAAUCAGCAUCGUCGGUCGGGACCUUCCCCUAUCUACCGACUGAAAACUUCACCACGAUGAUCCGCGAUAUCUUCAGUCGGAUUGAGCAGUGGCGGCAACAGAGAACGCCUGGCCAACAGACGCCGUCUUCCUACACUUCCGGCUGCAAGACGGUGCUUCUCUGGCUGGAUUCCACCCUUUCGUCCUUCGAAUGCACACAGCUUGUCCCGUUCUUCCCCGACUUGUUCACUGGCCAACUCCUGCACAUGAUGGAUGUAAAGGAGGAUCCAGAGCUGCAGUCCCUGGCGUACCACGUCUUCCGCCACCUUCCCAACAUCCCAUACCCCGCCGAACAAGAUUCAGGAUUCAUCAAAUCCCUCAUCCACAUUGGACAAACGUCGCCAUCAUGGCACCAGCGUCUAAGAGUAAUGAUCAACAUUCAGAUCAUCUACUUCCGCCGUCUCUUCCUGCUCUCGGUCGGCGACCGCGACAAGUUAUUCGAAUGCGUAGCCAGCAUGCUAAACGACUCCCAGCACGAGGUGCGAGCCGGUGCAUCAGCCACCCUAUCCGGCAUGAUCCGCUGCUCCCCCGUGUCCCUCCGCGACGAAAUGGUCCGCAGGCUGCAAGAGCGCUUCACAAAGAUCCUGGUCCAGCAACCCUUCCCGAAGCGGCCCAAGGUCUUCCGCUCAGGCGUGUCGUCUCCCAUCCCCUCUGGGGCCGGCACCCCCACCCCCGAACACACCCGCCUCGUCAUCCUGCGCCACGGCGCCGUCUUGGGUCUGGGUGCGCUCAUCCAGGCGUUCCCAUACAGCAGCCCUCCGCCUUUGUGGAUGCCCGAGGCGCUUACAACACUGAGCGUCCGCGCCGCGAGCGAUCCAGGCGUUGUCGGCUCUAGUGUCAAAUCGAUUAUUAGCGAGUUCAAGAAGACGAGACAAGAUACAUGGCAUAUAGAUGCAAAGUCAUUCACCUCCGAUCAGCUCGAGGAUCUCUCCGGCGUCCUUUGGAAGAGCUACUUUGCUUAGUGUAUAGGAGUGAACAUACAUUCGCUCGAGCAAUGCACUUCAUCAUCGUGCUACGCUGCGGGCUGUGGUAAUCCAUUUAUUAAGUAUUUAUCCUGUACCUAGGCUAGGGCCUAAUAACCGGUCUAGGCAAUCACAAGGCAAGUUAUUAGCCAUUCUCACAAACACCAAUAGAGAGAAAAAAGUAAUUUCAGAGCAAACACAAAUUCCUGUAGUCAAAGGUGGGCUGGCUGAAGC